Molecule: messenger RNA, 1185 nt
Organism: Fonsecaea erecta
Lineage: Eukaryota; Fungi; Ascomycota; Eurotiomycetes; Chaetothyriales; Herpotrichiellaceae
Product: uracil-DNA glycosylase
Exons: 2
Coding region: 1-1185 (394 amino acids)
Biological process (GO): base-excision repair, AP site formation via deaminated base removal; base-excision repair
Cellular component (GO): mitochondrion; nucleus
Molecular function (GO): uracil DNA N-glycosylase activity
Source: RefSeq, a predicted model, not a curated record
AUGUCGUUCUACAAACGAAAAGAUCCACCCACUUCCUCACCCGAUGACGCAAAGAAACCCAAGAAGAAUGGCAGCCUUACUUCCUUCUUUGGUCCUCCGAAAGCCUCUUCAGCAGGUGGACCGAACGCAGCGACGAACGAACCUCAACCCGCGAACUUCGACAAGGACAAAUGGGUCGCAAGUCUCACUGAUGAGCAGAAGAAGCUCCUCAAAUUGGAGAUCGAUACACUGGACCCGAGUUGGUUAGCAGUGUUGAAAGAGGAGAUUGUGACACCUAGCUUUCUGGAAUUGAAACGCUUCUUGCAGAAGGAAAUCAAUUCGAAGCAGAAGAUCUUUCCACCGCUAGAAGAUGUGUAUAGCUGGUCGCGGCAUUGUCCGCUCCACAAAGUCCGCGUUGUAAUCCUGGGCCAAGAUCCGUACCACGGUCACAACCAAGCGCAUGGUCUCUGUUUUUCCGUGCGACCACCCACCCCCGCGCCUCCCUCCCUGAAGAACAUCUACACUGCGAUCAAGAAUGAUUACCCCAGUUUCAAGCCUCCGCCCAAGAACGGCGGCCUACUAACUCCGUGGGCAGACCAAGGGGUCCUCAUGCUUAACACCUGCCUCACCGUACGCCAGGGCCUGGCCAAUUCGCAUGCUGGGCAUGGCUGGGAAAAGUUCACUCAGAAGGUCAUCGAUACCGUUGUCAAAUUGCGAACCCGCGGCGUGGUCUUCUUGGCCUGGGGCACGCCGGCGCAGAAGCGCUGUGAAAAGAUUACGGGAGCGCGCCACCUGGUGUUGAAAAGUGUCCAUCCAUCCCCACUCAGUGCGAGCCGGGGCUUCUACACGUGUGGGCAUUUCAGAAAGACCAAUGACUGGCUCGAGACACGCUACGGGAAGGAGGGGAUUAUAAAUUGGGACUUGAAUGCGCCGGAGCACCCCAUCGCGGCCCCAGGCGUGCAGGAACCGAUCAAGGCGACGGCAUCGCAGAAGGAAGAGCCCCAGAACGCUGGGCCGGCCACUGAAUUGCCCGAGAAGAGCAAUGGAAAGAAAAUAGUGCGGCAGGAAGAGUUUGAAGGCGAGGAUGAUGAGGAUGCCAUCGCGGCACUGGAGGAGAUUGCGGAAUCGGAAGCAAAGGCAAAUUUAAGGGACAAAGCUGAGGACAAGGACGAGGUCAAUGGCGAGGCUCAGAAGACAAGCACUUGA